Molecule: messenger RNA, 1957 nt
Organism: Eriocheir sinensis (Chinese mitten crab)
Lineage: Eukaryota; Metazoa; Arthropoda; Malacostraca; Decapoda; Varunidae
Product: signal peptide peptidase-like 2B
Exons: 13
Coding region: 63-1811 (582 amino acids)
Biological process (GO): membrane protein proteolysis
Cellular component (GO): cytoplasmic side of endoplasmic reticulum membrane; lysosomal membrane; lumenal side of endoplasmic reticulum membrane
Molecular function (GO): aspartic endopeptidase activity, intramembrane cleaving
Source: RefSeq, a predicted model, not a curated record
UAUUUCUGCGAGGAGGUAUUUCUCGCAGCCCCGCCAGGCUCGGAGUGACAACAAAAACAAACAUGGCGGUCCGAGCUCCAGCCGCCUGCACUGUUAUUUUUGCGAUUCUCAGCCAGUAUGUCGUCCAGGCAUGGGAAGAGUACUAUCCCGUGCGUGGCAUCCUCAACAGCCGCCCAAAUGCGUCCAGCCAUGAGUCAGACAAGUACUGCGUCCUCUUCUACAGAGCCAUCACCAAACUUGCUGCGGACGAAGACUCUGCGUUGUACCGGCCAGUGUUUGAUGCACUGGAGUGGAAUGUGUGUGAAGAGCCGCCUCCUACCACUGCCGACCUUAAGGACAGGUUCAUCUUUAUAUCCUCUGACGACAACUGCUCAGCCUUGGAACGAGCCAGCAGAAUACAGAGUCUUGGUGGUGCUGGCACCCUCAUAGUGAAGGAGAACACAAAGGGUUCUCUCAACCCCCUCAGUGAGAAUGAAACCCAUUAUAACUUCACCUUGGCAUUCCUCCACAACUCCAGCUACACGCACAUCAUGGAUGCCGGGGACGAGGUGACUGUGGGCCUGUAUUCCCCCGAAGCCUCGCCGCUGCCCCUCAGUUUGCUGGUGAUCUGGGUGCUGGCCAUGAUUUCUGUCUCUGUUGGUGCCUUCUGGUCCGGCAAAGUCCGCCACAAGCUGAGAGAAGUGAUGGUGGAGGGGGAUCGGUCAGCGCACGACAGGGUGGGAGCACCAGCGUACCUGAGUGAGAGGGCGAGUGAGCCAGGCGUAGGGGGGGAGGAGUUGCGUGACGGAGGGAUGCCCCGAGAAGAAGCCUCCAUGAACCUGUCGCCCCUCAGCAUCCUCGGUUUUGUGAUGCUCAUGUGCCUCAUGCUGCUCAGCCUCUACUUCUUCUUCGACUACCUGGUGUAUGUGAUCAUCGCCAUGUUCUGCAUUGCCUCCUCGGUGGCCGUGUUCUCCUGCCUCCACCCCAUCGUGUCCCGCAUCCCCUGUGGCACGUGCAGGACUCCCUACUUCAACAUUUAUCUGGUGCGUGGAACACUGGAGCUGCGCCAGAUCCUGCUGCUGCUGUUCUCCAUUGGGGUGACAGUGGUGUGGGUGGUCAUGCGCAAGCAGCCCUGGGCCUGGAUCCUGCAAGACAUCCUUGGGAUUGCAUUCAGCAUCAACGUGCUGAAGCUGAUCCGAUUACCAAACCUGAAGAUCUGCACCAUCCUCCUCAGCGGCCUGGUGGUGUACGACAUCUUCUUUGUCUUCAUCACUCCCUUCAUAACAUCAGACCAGAAGAGCAUCAUGGUGGAGGUGGCCAAGGGUGGGUCGAGCCAGGAACAACUUCCCAUGGUGCUGAAGGUUCCUGAUUUCUCUGAGAUGGAGAUCGCCACAAUAUGUCAACCCUCCGAUAACUACAACCUUCUGGGCUUUGGCGACAUCCUGAUUCCUGGCCUCCUGGUGGCAUUCGUGCACUCUUUUGACCUUCAAGUGGGCACCCCUUACCACCUCUACUACCUGGUCAAUAUUAUAGGUUAUGGCACAGGGCUAGUGGCCACCUUCAUCGCCCUGUGGCUGCUGAGUCGUGCCCAGCCAGCCCUCCUCUACCUGGUGCCCUUCACCCUCAUCCCCACCCUGAUCACUGCCCUCAUCCGGGGGGAGUUCAAGGCCAUGUGGUCAGGUGAUGCGGACAAGGUUGGAGGUGAGGGUGGCAAAGGGAAGGGGGGCCCCAAAGGAGGUAGGUUGCCCUGCACCUUAGCCUUGGUCAGUGUUGUCAUGAAUGUGGGCAUUGUAGUGUCUCGUGGGGAACUGUUGCUUAGUCUGUGUGCCUAGGCUCAACCUGCAUACAACUUGACACAAUCCAUGUCCUCUCACUAGGCCUAUCUUUAUGUAAGAACAUAAGAACAUAAGAACGUUUGAGUCUGCAAGAGGCUGGUAGGCCUGUACAAGGCAGCUCCUUUGAACCUAAGCUCCCGUGU